Erinaceus europaeus (western European hedgehog) is the source of this 2258-nucleotide messenger RNA. It is a transcript of the gene KLHL36, whose product is annotated as kelch like family member 36. Gene Ontology annotation, molecular function: cullin family protein binding. The coding region runs from base 214 to 2061 and encodes 615 amino acids. The record is from RefSeq and is a predicted model, not a curated record. The transcript has 5 exons. Lineage: Eukaryota; Metazoa; Chordata; Mammalia; Eulipotyphla; Erinaceidae.
CGCCGCCAUUGGUCGCGCGCCGCCACCGCCCUCGGCCUCGCACUUCCCGGCGGAGCCAUGGCUGCGCAGCCGGCCAACUCCGGGGCUCGGGCGCCCACUUCCCGCCGCCCGGCUCAGCCGGGACCGCCGCCGAAGCUUCCCGAGUCGCUCCCCUAGCGCGCCCUCGCUCUCAGGAAUGCUGCUCUCGUCUUAGGGUUGUGGAUCUCAUCUGCGAUGGAGGGAAGCCGGCAGACGCGAGUGUCUCGACCUUACAAGAUCAGCGAGUCAUCCAAGGUAUAUCGCUGGGCUGACCAUUCAAGCACUGUGCUACAGCGACUGAAUGAGCAGCGCCUCCGAGGCCUCUUCUGUGACAUCAUCCUGGUAGCAGAUGAGCAGCGUGUGCCAGCCCACCGCAACCUGCUGGCCGUGUGCAGUGACUACUUCAACUCCAUGUUCACCAUUGGCAUGCGAGAGGCCUUCCAGAAGGAGGUGGAGCUGAUUGGUGCCUCCUACAUUGGGCUCAAGGCUGUGGUGGACUUCUUAUAUGGAGGUGAGCUGGCACUGGACGGCGGCAAUAUUGACUAUAUCCUGGAGACGGCACACCUGCUGCAGAUCUGGACGGUGGUGGACUUCUGCUGUGAGUACCUGGAGCAGGAGGUGAGUGAGGACAACUACCUGUACCUGCAGGAGCUGGCCUCCAUCUACAGCCUCAAGAGGCUGGACACCUUCAUUGACGGCUUCGUCUUGCGCCACUUCGGCACACUGUCCUUCACACCUGACUUCCUGCAGACCGUGUCCAUGCAGAAGCUGUGCCUGUACCUGAGCAGCAGCGAAGUGCAACGUGAGUGUGAGCAUGACCUGCUGCAGGCCGCCCUGCAGUGGCUCACACAGCAGCCAGAGCGCGAGGUUCACGCCCACCGGGUGCUGGAGAACAUCCACUUCCCACUCAUCCCCAAGAAUGACCUGCUGCACCGCGUAAAGCCUGCUGUGUGCUCACUGCUGCCCCGGGAGGCCGGCUGUGAGGACUUCAUCGAGGAGGCAGUGAGCUACCACAACAACCUGGCCGCCCAGCCUGUGAUGCAGACCAAGCGCACAGCACUGCGCACCAAUGCGGAGCGCCUGCUUUUCGUGGGUGGUGAGGUCUCUGAGCGGUGUCUAGAGCUCAGUGAUGACACCUGCUACCUGGAUGCCCAGAGCGAGCAGUGGGUCCAGGAGACACCGCUGCCUGCCCGCCGGAGCCACCACUGCGUGGCCGUGCUGGGGGGGUUCAUCUUCAUCGCCGGUGGCAGCUUCUCCAGAGACAACGGAGGGGACGCUGCAUCCAAUCUUCUUUAUAGGUAUGACCCCCGCUGUAAACAGUGGAUCAAGGUGGCCUCCAUGAACCAGCGUCGUGUGGAUUUCUACCUGGCUUCCAUCGAAGACAUGCUGGUGGCUGUCGGUGGCCGAAACGAGAAUGGAGCUCUCUCCUCAGUCGAAACUUACAGCCCCAAGACCGACUCCUGGUCCUAUGUGGCUGGCCUGCCAAGGUUUACCUAUGGUCAUGCGGGCACCAUCUACAAGGACUUUGUGUACAUUUCGGGGGGCCACGACUACCAGAUUGGCCCCUACCGCAAGAACCUGCUAUGCUAUGACCACCGCACAGAUGUGUGGGAAGAGCGGCGGCCUAUGACCACCGCGCGUGGCUGGCACAGCAUGUGCAGCCUGGAUGACCGCAUCUACUCCAUCGGAGGCAGCGACGACAGCAUCGAGUCCAUGGAACGCUUCGACGUGCUGGGUGUGGAGGCCUACAGCCCGCAGUGCAACCAAUGGACUCGUGUGGCCCCCUUGCUGCACGCCAACAGUGAGUCAGGCGUGGCUGUGUGGGAGGGCCGCAUCUACAUCCUGGGCGGCUACAGCUGGGAGAACACGGCCUUCUCCAAGACCGUGCAGGUAUACGACCGUGAGAAGGACAAGUGGAGCAAGGGCACCGACCUGCCCAAGGCCAUUGCAGGCGUGUCAGCCUGUGUCUGUGCCCUGAAGCCGAGGCUUGAAGACAAGAAGAAGAAAGGCAAGGGCAAGAGGCACCAGGACCGGGGCCAGUGAGCCCCCCUGCACCCCUCUUCACCCCACCACCUGACUGGCUGCCUUGUGGUCCCCACCACCAUUUCCCAGAGUGUCUGUAGGCCAGCACCCACAUGGUAGAACCCCGGAACUAUGAUGUAUUUAGCAGUAUUUUUAACUUUUCUGAUUCUUGGUAUUUCUAUAUCAUAGUAACCAAUUAAAUAUUCUCUAUAACUUUA